AUGGAGGGCAUUCUCGACUUUGACAAAGACCUCGACAUCGGUCUUCUUGAUCGAGUCGUGUCCGCCAUGUACACCGGCGCCGGCCAGGACCAGAGGAUGGCGCAGCAGACCCUUGCCCAGUUCCAGGAACACCCAGAUGCCUGGCAGCGCGUCCCCGCCAUCCUUCAGCAUAGCUCAUCUUCACAGACCAAGUACAUUUCGUUGCAGAUCCUCGACAAGCUCAUCUCGACACGGUGGAAGGUUCUUCCCGAGGACCAGCAGCAGGGCAUCCGCAAUUUCAUCGUCGAGAUGAUCAUUCAGCAUUCGUCCGACGAGGCCAACCUCAAGCGCGAGAGGACCUACAUCGGCAAGCUCAACACCACCCUCAUCCAGAUCCUCAAGCAAGAGUGGCCUCACAACUGGCCAUCUUUCAUCCCCGAGAUCGUCUCCUCCUCCAAGGGCUCGCUCUCCAUUUGCGAAAACAACAUGGCUAUCCUUCGCUUGCUUUCCGAAGAAAUCUUUGAUUACUCGGCUGAGCAGAUGACUACCUCCAAGACCAAGUCGCUCAAGAACCAGAUGUGUGGCGAAUUUGGCGAGGUCUUUCAGCUUUGCUCCGAGGUGCUCGAAAAAGCGCAGAAGCCCAGUCUGAUCAAGGCCACCCUUGAGACCAUGCUGCGCUUCCUCAACUGGAUCCCGCUCGGCUACAUCUUUGAGACCAACGUCAUCGACAAUCUCAUCGGCCGUUUCCUCGAGGUCCCCGAGUUCCGCAACGUGACGCUCAAGUGUCUCUCCGAGAUCGCCAACCUCAAUGUUGGCGCAGAGUACGACCCCAAGUUUGUCGUCCUCUUCAAUAUGGUGAUGACCUCGGUCAACCGUAUGAUCCCUCCCGCCACCAACAUUGCAGCCGCCUACGAGACCAGCUCCGAUUCAGAGCAGGAGCUCGUGCUCAAUCUCGCUCUCUUCCUCUCCAACUAUCUGACCGCUCAUCUCAAACUCGUAGAGAACCCGGAGAACAAAGACGUCCUCCUCAACGCACACAUGUACCUUAUCAAGGUCUCCCAAGUACCCGAGCGUGAAGUCUUCAAGAUCUGCCUCGAGUACUGGUCCAAGCUCGUGAGCGAGCUCUACGAGGAGCAGCAGUCACAGCCCAUCGCAGAGAUGAACCCGCUGCUCGGCCUCAAUCUCGGCAACGGCGUAUCCAACGCCAACUCGGCCAACCUGCGAAAGAACAUCUACACCGACAUCCUCUCCAACCUGAGGCUCGUCAUGAUCGAACGCAUGGUCAAGCCAGAGGAGGUGCUCAUCGUCGAAAACGACGAGGGCGAGAUCGUCCGCGAAUUUAUGAAGGAGAGCGACACCAUCGUCCUGUACAAGAGCAUGCGCGAGGUGCUCGUCUACCUCACCCACCUCGACGUGCUCGACACCGAGAACAUCAUGACCGAGAAGCUUGCCAAGCAGGUUGACGGCUCCGAAUGGUCGUGGGCCAAUCUCAACACGCUCUGCUGGGCCAUCGGCUCCAUUUCGGGCGCAAUGAACGAGGAGACAGAGAAGCGAUUCCUUGUCACCGUCAUCAAGGAUCUGCUCGGCCUGUGCGAGAUGAAGCGUGGAAAGGACAACAAGGCCGUCGUUGCUUCCAACAUCAUGUACAUCGUUGGCCAGUACCCGCGGUUCCUCAAGGCGCAUUGGAAGUUCCUCAAGACCGUCGUCAACAAGAACUUCGAGUUCAUGCACGAGAGCCACGAAGGUGUCCAGGACAUGGCGUGCGAUACCUACAUCAAGAUCGCCCAAAAGUGUCGACGCCACUUUGUCAUCCAGCAAGCGGGCGAGCAGGAGCCCUUCAUCGACGAGAUCUUGCGCAACUUGCAUCGCAUCACCCUCGAUCUCUCGCCGUUGCAGGUCCACACCUUCUACGAGGCGGUCGGCUACAUGAUCGCAGCGCAGCCCAACCGUCCCACGCAGGAGCGACUCAUCGCCAAGCUCAUGGAGCUGCCCAACAGCGCGUGGGACAGCCUCAUGCAGCAGGCGCACAACAACGUCGACGUGCUCAGCAGCCCGGAAAACAUCAAGAUCUUGUCCAACGUGCUCAAGACCAACGUGUCCGCUUGCGUAUCCAUCGGCACCUUCUUCCUGCCCCAGAUUGGCCGUAUCUACCUCGACAUGCUCGCCCUCUACCGCAGCGUUAGCGGCAUCAUCAGCGCCAAGGUCGAGGCCGAGGGUCUCAUCGCUACCAAGACGCCCAUGGUGCGUGGUCUGCGCACCAUCAAAAAGGAGAUCUUGCGGCUCGUGGAGACCUACGUCAAACGCGCCGAGGAUCUCGAAAAUGUCAACAGCAGCUUGAUCCCCUCGUUGCUCGACGCCAUCCUCGGCGACUACAACCGCAACGUUCCCGCCGCCCGAGAUGCCGAGGUGCUCAACGUGAUGGCCACCAUCACAUCGCGCCUCCAGGGUCUCUUGACGGACAAGAUUGCGCCCAUCCUCGACGCCGUGUUCGAGCCCACGCUCAACAUGAUCAAUCAGGACUUCGCCGAGUUCCCCGAGCACCGUGUCGGCUUCUUCAAGCUGCUGCGUGCCAUCAACCUCUACUGCUUCCCUGCGUUGCUCGAACUGCCACCGCCCAAGUUCAAGCUGACCAUGGACAGCAUCAUCUGGGCCAUCAAGCACACCAUGCGUGACAUUGCCGACACGGGUCUCAACAUCUGUCUCGAGCUGCUCCAAAACAUCUCCGGAUCGCCGCUCGAGGUGGCCAACGGCUUCUACCAGCAAUACCUGCUCAACAUCAUCCAGGACAUCUUCUUCGUGCUCACCGACUCGGACCACAAGAGCGGAUUCAAGACGCAGUGCGUGCUGCUGGCGCGCAUCUUUGAGCUCAUCGAGACGGACCGCGUCACGGCACCGCUGUGGGAUGCUGCGACGCAGCAGGAUCCCAACAUGAACAACCGGCUCUUCAUCCGACAGUACACGACCAACCUGUUGCGCAACGCGUUCCCUCACAUGCAGACGCAGUACGUAGAGUCGUUCGUCAACGGCCUCUGCAUGCAUUCGAGCGAUCUGAUCGCGUACAAGCUGCACCUGCGCGACUUCCUCAUCACAUCACGCGAGAUGUUUGGCGGCAACACGGGUUCGGCGGACAACGCGGAUCUGUUCGCGGAAGACAAGGAGGCGGAAGCACAGAGGAAGGCGGCUGCAGACAGGGAGAAGGCGGCCACGGUGCCGGGUAUGCUGAAGCCUUCGCAGAUCAAAGAGGAGGACGAGGAGUUGUGA
This is a messenger RNA of Pseudozyma hubeiensis SY62, 3240 nucleotides long. RefSeq lists its product as hypothetical. The coding region runs from base 1 to 3240 and encodes 1079 amino acids. The transcript has a single exon. Lineage: Eukaryota; Fungi; Basidiomycota; Ustilaginomycetes; Ustilaginales; Ustilaginaceae. Gene Ontology annotation, cellular component: cytoplasm; nucleus. The record is from RefSeq and is a predicted model, not a curated record. Gene Ontology annotation, molecular function: small GTPase binding; nuclear export signal receptor activity. Gene Ontology annotation, biological process: protein export from nucleus; ribosomal small subunit export from nucleus; ribosomal large subunit export from nucleus.